This is a messenger RNA of Coniophora puteana RWD-64-598 SS2, 1023 nucleotides long. Its product is annotated as Aldo keto reductase. Bases 1 to 678 code for a protein of 225 amino acids. The record is from RefSeq and is a predicted model, not a curated record. The transcript is spliced from 8 exons. Lineage: Eukaryota; Fungi; Basidiomycota; Agaricomycetes; Boletales; Coniophoraceae.
AUGACGCAGCUCGUUAUGCAAGACAUCGCCGAUAAUCCCAGAUUCGAAGGCUGUCAGAGCGAGGAUGUUAAGCUCGAGGUCGCGUGUCGGCUACCUCGGCGGAUCCUCCCAACCCCGGGCUUAGGGGAGGAGUUCUCGUUCAGGCUCCUUGACGCGUUCUUUGAUGCUGGCGGGAACUUCAUCGACACCGCCAACAACUACCAAGACCAGUCCAGCGAGGAGUUUAUUGGCGAAUGGGCGGAGAAGCGCGGGAUUCGGAAUGAGCUGGUCAUCGUGACUAAGUAUACGAGCAACUACGUGAGUCGCGAUGGGAAGACGACACAGCGGGUGCUCUUCUCGGGCAAUAACUACAAGUUAACGGCUAUAUCCGUCGAGGCCAGCCUUCCCAAGCUGCGCAAGGUUCUCUACCUCGGUGUAUCGGAUACGCCUGCGUGGGUCGUCUCUAAGACUAACCAAUACGCCCGUGACCAUGGCCUGUCCGAGUUCAUCAUCUGUCAGGGUGCCAGGAACGUCAUGCCGCGCGACUUCGAGCGCGAGAUCAUCCCAAUGGCGCGUCAAGAGCGUACGGCCCUUGCGCCUUGGAACGUCAUCAACGGUGGAAAGCUCCGCUCCGACGAAGAAGAAGAAAAGCGACGCCAGACCGGCGAGGGAGGCCGCACGAUCGCAAGUGGAGGCUAGGAGCGUGCCGAGACGGAGCGCAAGGUUGCGAACGCGCUCCAGCGCAUCAGCAAGGAGGUAGGUACGCAUCACCUGGCAGCGGUCUCGAUCGCGUACGUGAUGCAAAAGACGACGCAUGACUUCCCCAUCAUUGGAGGCCGCAAGAUCGAGCACCUCCUGGCCAACAUCAACGCGCUCAAGAUUACGCUUACAAAGGAGCAUGUUCAAGAGAUUGAGAACUUGGUACCGUCCUGGCUUCCCCUACAACUUCUUCGGCAUGGACGAUAGCUCGUACAACUCCCCCACGCAGUCGGCUGCGUACAUUGUAUCGAUAUAUUUGACAAAUUUCCUUGUCUUGUACAUACC